Drosophila navojoa is the source of this 1457-nucleotide messenger RNA. It is a transcript of the gene Cpr72Ec, whose product is annotated as Cuticular protein 72Ec. Gene Ontology annotation, molecular function: structural constituent of chitin-based larval cuticle. NCBI's taxonomy places the organism in Eukaryota, Metazoa, Arthropoda, Insecta, Diptera, Drosophilidae. Gene Ontology annotation, cellular component: chitin-based extracellular matrix. The record is from RefSeq and is a predicted model, not a curated record.
GUUGAUUGCUGCUCGCCGGAACUUAAAAGCUUACAAAUCGUGAAGCCCUAUGAGGGCGUUUGCAAGUGCGUGGGCCAAUUGCGCAAUCUGCAAGCUGCUCAGAUCGGGCGUAUCCGUAUCAAUGCGCAAGCAAUAUCAAUAUUAAGUUCACUAUUACAACAUCGAAGCUUUGCCAGCUGCCGUGGCGGUUUGUAAGCGGAUCGGUCGGAGAUGCCAUUUGGGAAGGUCAUUGCGCAGACACUGUGGGGCUUGGGUUACCAGCGAAGCGGUGCCAGUGGUGCAGAUGUGCUCAGCUAUAAAUAACCACAACGUUACGCAUUGCAGCAUCAGUUCAAACGCAAUCAACAAAUCGAUUAGAUCGACAGGAUGCAUCGCCUCGUUUGUUUAUUAGCCACACUAGUUGCAGCUUCGUGGAGCCUUGCAGCGGGCUCCACUCUAAGACCCAUCAUCAAGAUCACGCGUACUGCAGCGCCGUCAGUGCAACGCGGCUACCAGGAGCAGGACACAGCGCGCGCCUUCUACUCCUACGGCUACAGCGACGAGAAUGCAGCCAGAGCGGAGUACACUGCAUUGGAUGGCACCUCGCGUGGCUUCUACUCCUAUGUGGAUCCCAAUGGAGAGUUGCAGACGGUCAAGUACGAGGCAGGCGGUCGGGACGGCUUCAAAGCGGAGGGUACCAAUCUGCCCAAAGCUCCCGUCGAUGACAAGAAGCCGCCAUUGCCAGUGAGCGACACGGCUGAGGUCCAGGAGGCGCGUAAGGCCCACCUCAGUGCUAUACGUGAGGCUCAGAAGAAUGCUGAGAAGCAGCAGCAACAGGAGGAGCAGCAGGAGGAGGAGCAGGAGCAGAGCGAGGAACAGCGCCUGAGUGAUGAGGAUGCAGAUAUACUGGAACGGGUGCGGGCAGAGCUGACUUCCAUGCUGGCGGAGCGACAGCGGGGUGAGGCGCAGAAGGAAAAUCAAAAGGCGAAGGCAGCAGCUGCAGAGGAGAACAACAACCGGCAGAGCGAGCAGGAGAGGGAGCCAGAGCGCGAGCGAGAGAGGAAACUGGAGCGCGAAAGAAAGACAGAACCCGAGCGGGAACGUACACAGACCCAAGCCAUUCCGCGUUCACGAGAGCAGCGUCUCAAGCUAUCAAGCGAUGCCAACGAUCAGCGUCUGCGCACCGUCUAUAGCCUGGAGGACCUCAGGUCCAGCAGCUACCUGAAGCUGAGCGAUCUAAGCGAGGAUCGUCAGGAUGUGCGUGUGCCAGUCAGCGCCUACUACUCUUACGUCUCACCCGAUGCCAAAUACAGCGUGACCACUCCCACCGAGCUGAGAACCCUGCGACCCGUUGCACUGAGUCGCAGCCUGGUUUUGACCAAACGGAACUAGAAUACAUGCGUUGAAUUGUUGACCCUGGUGAAAUUCGGACUUUAUUUAAGCUUAGUGCUAAGAAUAAAUGCAUUCUGUGCACCAUA